Messenger RNA from Selaginella moellendorffii, 1766 nucleotides. Its product is annotated as polypyrimidine tract-binding protein homolog 3. Gene Ontology annotation, cellular component: nucleus. The coding region runs from base 138 to 1568 and encodes 476 amino acids. Gene Ontology annotation, biological process: regulation of RNA splicing; mRNA processing. Gene Ontology annotation, molecular function: mRNA binding. The record is from RefSeq and is a predicted model, not a curated record. The transcript has 14 exons. NCBI's taxonomy places the organism in Eukaryota, Viridiplantae, Streptophyta, Lycopodiopsida, Selaginellales, Selaginellaceae.
AUGAUGUGGGCCGGAUCUCGUCCGUACAAGUAGGGUUUUGCAGGUUUUGGAAGGGAUCGCCCUGCCGGAUCGAGCGCGCUCGUCAAUCGCUGCCUCUUCUCUCAACCCGUGUCGAUAUUGCGGCCAUACUGGAGAAUAUGACGGAGCCGUCCAAGGUUCUCCACGUCCGGAAUGUUGGGCAAGAAAUAACGGAGAGUGACUUGCUCGGACUGGUCCAGCCAUUUGGGUCAGUGAGCAAGAUGGUCUUGCUGAGAACGAAGAACCAGGCUCUUUUGCAAAUGCAAGAUGUGAAUGCAGCCAUCAGCGCGAUGCAAUACUACACGUCGGUACAGCCGAGUGUGAGGGGUAGAAACGUUUACAUCCAGUUUUCGUCACAUCAGGAGCUCACAACUUCUGAUCAAGCAACGCAACCUCGGCGUCCGGCUGGUGAUCAGGAUCAACAACCCAACCGAAUUCUCUUAGUUACUAUUCACCACCCGCUCUAUCCCAUCACCGUGGAUGUGCUGCAUCAAGUUUUUAACCCUCAUGGCCAUGUCGAGAAGAUCGUCACGUUCCAGAAGUCAGCUGGCCUGCAAGCGCUUAUUCAGUACAACAAUCAGCAAAGUGCUGUUUACGCAAAGUCCCUUCUCCAAGGGCGUAACAUCUAUGACGGCUGCUGUACAUUGGACAUCCAGUUUUCUAACCUUCAGGAGCUCCAAGUGAACUUCAAUAACGAACGGACAAGGGACUACACAAAUAGUUCUCUACCAAACGAGCCUGGGCGAUCUCAGAACCCGCCUGGGGGUAAUAACAUGAUGGCAAACGUUCUGCUUCAACAGUCUCUUUUGGACGGUAACAUCUACGCUAUGCCUCCGAGACCGGCUGGACAAAUAGUCAACUUCCAGCAGGCUCCUGGUGCUCAGCCUCUUGGCUAUCAGGUUCCAAUGACACCGUCAGCGGCUGCUGCAGCGGCUGCGUCUGGUGGCACACUUCCUCCCGGCGUCACUGGUACGAACGAGCGAUGCACUCUUCUCGUAUCAAACUUAGCUCCCGAGAAGGUCGAUGCGGACAAACUAUUUAACUUGUUCUCCAACUAUGGAAACAUAAUUCGGAUAAAAAUGUUGCACAACAAGCCCGACCACGCACUCAUACAAAUGGGCGAUGGCUAUCAAGCCGAGCUUGCAGUGUACUACUUGAGAGGAACGAUGCUCUUUGAGAAGCGAAUGGAAGUGAACUUCUCUAAGCACUCGCAGAUAAAUCCAUCGCAAGACACUCACGACUACUCGUCAUCGAACUUGAACCGCUUCAACCGCAACGCGCUCAAGAACUACAAGUACUGCUGCUCCCCGACCAAGAUGAUCCACGUCUCGAGCCUGCCGACGGACAUCACCGAGGUGGACCUGAUGAACCAUCUGUCCCCGCACGGCAACAUCCUCAACGUGAAGAUCUUCGAGGCAAACGGCAAGAAGCAAGCGCUGGUCCACUUUGACAACGAGGAACAGGCGACGGAAGCGCUGGUGUGCAAGCACGCGACGGUGGUGAAGAAAUCCACCGUGCGACUGGCCUUCUCCAAGCUCUCCAACAUCUGACGGGUGUGGUCCCGUGAAAGAGAUUUGGCCGAGCUGCUUGUACACCUGGGCCACUAGACAAGCUAGCCGUGCCGGACGUAUAAGUUUUUCUCGAAUUGCUGGAUCGACAAGAACAGACAUUAAUACCAUUCUCUUCAUGUGACCUUGUUGGAAGUUUAUUUUAUUCUUUUCUUAUGAUAUAAACUUCCAUUCUAUGCU